Sabethes cyaneus is the source of this 849-nucleotide messenger RNA. RefSeq names its product charged multivesicular body protein 5 (gene Vps60). Gene Ontology annotation, biological process: vesicle budding from membrane; late endosome to vacuole transport via multivesicular body sorting pathway. Gene Ontology annotation, cellular component: multivesicular body. Bases 74 to 751 code for a protein of 225 amino acids. The transcript is spliced from 4 exons. The record is from RefSeq and is a predicted model, not a curated record. NCBI's taxonomy places the organism in Eukaryota, Metazoa, Arthropoda, Insecta, Diptera, Culicidae.
UCUUAAAUCGUGAAGUCAACAAAAUAAUUCGUUCCUCAUCCAAGCUCGCGUAAUUUUGUGAUUUUUAUUCGAAAUGAAUCGACUUUUCGGAAAAUCUAAACCCAAAGAACCCGGUCCAAGCAUCAAUGACUGUAUCCAAGGGGUUGAUGCCAGAGCAGACACUAUCGACGGGAAGAUCAAAACAUUAGAUGCCGAGUUACGAAAAUACAAGGAUCAGAUGGCGAAAAUGCGCGAAGGACCGGCAAAAAAUGCCGUGAAACAAAAAGCGAUGCGAGUGCUGAAGCAACGCAAACAAUAUGAAAACCAGGUGGAAAACCUUCGCAAUCAGUCCUUCAACAUGGAGCAGGCAAAUUUUGCGGCUCAAACCCUGAAGGAUACUCACACCACGGUAGCCGCCAUGAAGGACGGUAUGAAGUCAAUGAAGAAGGAGUUCAAAAAGAUCAACAUAGAAGAAAUCGAAGACAUCCAGGACGAUAUGGCCGACAUGCUGGAACAGGCCGACGAAGUACAGGAAGCGAUGGGUCGUGCCUACGGAAUGCCCGAGAUUGAUGACGACGAACUGCAAGCGGAGCUUGAUGCUCUUGGUGAUGAAAUCGCCCUGGACGACGAUGCCAGCUAUCUGGACGAUGUGGUGAAAGCGCCGGCCGCACCCGACAAGGAACCCGGCGCAGACAGUGUCACCAAUAAGGACGGUAUUUUGGUUGAUGAGUUUGGUUUGCCACAGAUUCCAACACAGGUUAAAUCCACUUAGAUGUUCACGCCUUAAGGCAUUUCUUUAUAUGUGGAAUACGAAAAUGCACGCGAUAUUUAGUCAUUUAUGAUACGUUUUAUUAAACUCACAUACUGUGA